AAUGUUAAGAUGUUGUGAUUGAGGAUGAAUGAAAGAGUAGUGGCCAUGAUUUUGGUCUAACUUGACCUCCUUUACAGAAAAAUGUUUGACUUCUUGUGGCCAAGCAGCAGUUGUGUGCUUGUGUCUGUACAUGCCUUUGUGUGUGUGAGUAUACACCUGUGUGCACAUACCCUCCACCUCCAGAGAGACAGCAGGAGGAGUGGCACAGGUACACUGGAUAUUCUCGCUGGGUUUGAAGAGGGAGGAGGUGAAGGGGAGAAACCUUGAGGACAACAUGGCAACACAAACCUUAUAAAGAGGCACACCCUGCCGGCGGCCUCAGUUCAGCUCUCCUUCCAGACAGCAGCAGCAGCUUGCAGUAGUCAUGCUCAGCCUCAUCAAAUUACCACGAGUCUUCACCAUCAAUCAAGUGCCCAAAGUUUUCCAUGAGGACAGCAUCAUCUCCGGCUACCGACACCCCCGCAGCUCAGCCACUGACUGCAUCCUGAGCCUCUUCCAGCUGACCAAUGAGACGCUCAACAUCUGGACCCACUUUCUGCCCACCUGGUACUUCCUAUGGAAACUAGUGACGGUGGUGCUGAUUCAGACAGCAUGGCAGGACUCCUUCACCUGGCCUCUGGUGAUCUUCCUGCUCUCCUGCUGCAUUUAUCCGCUGGCAUCGAGUUGUGCUCACACCUUCAGCACCAUGUCAGCGCGGGCACGCCACAUCUGCUUCUUCUUCGACUAUGGUGCCCUCAGUUUCUACAGCCUGGGAUCAGCAAUCAUCUAUUCAGCCUAUGUUUUCCCGGACAAGUGGGUGAACAGCUUCUUCCACCAGUGCUACAUCCCCAUCGCUGUGCUCAACACUGUCCUCUGCACCGGCGUGGCCUGCUACUCCAGGCUUGGCUUACCAUUUCUGCAAUAUAAUCAUGACAUCGUAAAGAGAUUCCCUGAGUGCCAGAGUCCAAAGUUCAGUAAAUAUCUCCGUGUUGUAGCCUUUGCCUACCCCUACCUGUUUGACAACAUUCCUCUGUUCUACAGGGUGUUUCUGUGUGUAGGAGAGGGCUGUACAGACAAUGAUACCAACAUCCUCCACUACAACCACAUUGCCUUGGCUUUCCUCACAGGCUUUCUGUUUGCCACACAUUUACCUGAGCGCCUGGCACCUGGCAGCUUCGACUACAUAGGUCACAGCCAUCAACUCUUCCAUGUGUGCGGCAUCCUCGGCACCCACUUCCAGAUGAACGCCAUUGAACAGGACAUGGUGACACGGCGUCCCUGGCUCCUUGAACACUCCAUACCCAUCACCUUUGCCAACUCAGUGGGUGCAGCGCUGUUUUGUGUGGUGCUGAAUUUGAUUAUCAUCAUCCUCUACAGUCUACCUCUCUUCUCUGCCCCAGUCUGCAAAGAGAAGAAACGUGUAAACGGUCCAAAGAAAGCCUCAGCCAAAGUCUGCCCUUGCUGCUAAAUCUCUGACUUCAUAAGUCCCGAGACAUACAGACAUGUGAAAAGAGUGCAUUAUGAUAUAAAAACUUUGUAAAGAACACUCCUGAGCUAUGAGGAGCUGACAUGAUGUUUAAGUGAAUCACAACUUGCAGUCUGCACUAAACUCUUGUUAGUAUUUGGUCUUCAGACAUCACUGUGAUGACUGCUGUUAGAUGUGUGGAUAAACUGAAAAUAAGGACAUAAGUUGCACAAAUGGGAAUUUAACAAAAAGUUUGUUACCAUAAAAUGUAAUGAAUCUAAAUGUUUCUGAGGAAACUUGUUCCUGCUAAAAGCUACAAAUGUAGCAGCUUAGCUACAUUAUGAGGCAGUGCUUUAUAUGUUUAUAAAAAUAUUUUUUGCUCAAUUCUCUGAUUUCCACACAUGUGGGGUAUGAAGAGACUGUUAGCUGCAGGGAACAAUAUGUAAAAUCCAAAAUGCUAAUGUACUGCAUUUAGACACUGUACCUCCUUCAUAUUUAUAGUAAUAUAGUAGUAUAUUUAAAGCAAUGUGACUGUACAUCACUGACAUAAACAUGUCAGGACAAAAGAGACAGUCGUGACAAGGGAAGACAAAAGUUUUGCUCUUGAGUUUGAGCUGCCUGCAAAGUAGCAACUUGAUACAUUAAAUGUGCAAUAGUUGAGUUGUUUAUUUCCCUCAAAUGACCUUCAGUGCUGUUUCUGUCCCUGCACACUUGUGUGACAUGUCACAUUGUUCCUUUGAUACAAAACGGAAAGUAUUUAUGUACAAUGUUAUUUAUAAUGAUUUUCCAAAUAAACUAUUUACCAAACCUG
Siniperca chuatsi (mandarin fish) is the source of this 2255-nucleotide messenger RNA. It is a transcript of the gene paqr5b, whose product is annotated as progestin and adipoQ receptor family member Vb. Gene Ontology annotation, molecular function: signaling receptor activity. The transcript is spliced from 8 exons. The record is from RefSeq and is a predicted model, not a curated record. NCBI's taxonomy places the organism in Eukaryota, Metazoa, Chordata, Actinopteri, Centrarchiformes, Sinipercidae. The coding region runs from base 365 to 1447 and encodes 360 amino acids. Gene Ontology annotation, cellular component: membrane.